GGGACCUUGUUUUUUUUACACGUAGACACACCAUCCACACACAGUGACUGAAACGGAGCAAGUGCAAGUGCAAAAUGGCGUCAGAAUGCAACAAAAUAACAUGUCUCCUGCGAAUUGUCGCUAUUCUUUAUGCAAUAUCUUUGGUUUUUUGCUUGACAUGGGCUUCGGACUCCAACGUCAAAGAUAAAAAACGGCUUUUAGUUGUUACCGUAGCAACAAAUGCAACAGAUGGCUUCAAUAGAUACAUGAGGUCAGCAAAGAAAAAUGGAUUAAAUGUAAAGGUCGUUGGAAUGCAUCAGCAGUGGAAGGGCGGAGACAUCCUUCAUCAUCCUGGAGGGGGGCAGAAAGUUAACCUUCUUAAAGAAGCGGUGAAGGAGUAUAAAGAUGACAAAGAUCUUGUGAUCAUGUUCACAGAUAGUUAUGAUGUCAUCCUCACAUCUGAUGAAGAAGAGAUACUUCGAAAAUUCAAAGGAAUGGACAGAAAUUUGGUAUUUUCAGCCGAACCCUAUCUUUGGCCUGACAGAUCUCUUGAGAAAGAAUACCCUCAAGUGGCGAGUGGUUACUACUUUUUGUGCUCGGGGAUGUACAUCGGUAAUGCUCCGUACUUUUGGAAAGCGCUUACGUGGAGGGAUAUCGGAGACUCUGGAGAUGAUCAGCUCUUCUUUACUUAUCUUUUUCUCGAUAAGAACAAACGAAACUCUUGGAAGAUUGCCCUUGAUAACAAAGCGGUGCUCUUUCAGAACAUGAACGGUGCUGCAGGUGAUGUUGUGAUUAAAUUUAAUAACAACAAGAGUAGCAUUUUCAACUCAAAAUACGAGACAUUUCCCUCAAUGAUUCAUGGGAACGGAAGGUCAAAGACUUUGCUGAAUAAUUAUGGCAAUUAUUUAGUGGAUCAAUGGGUACCCAUCAAAGGCUGUGUGUCUUGUGAAGAGGACACAUUCAGCCUGGAAAAUGUCAUGGAGGAUGACCUUCCACAGGUGCUCGUUGCUCUAUUCAUCGAGAUCCCGACACCAUUCAUCGACGACUUCUUUGAAUACUUCGAAGCAUUGGACUACCCCAAGAAGAAAAUUGAUCUUUUCAUUCACAACAAGGAAAGGCAUCAUAUGAAUGCAACAGCCGAGUUCGUCGAGAAGGCGCGGGGCAUGUACAAAUCAGUCAAAUAUUACCCCUCUACCAAAAACCUGUCUGAAGCUCAGGGCAGGAACAAAGGCUUGCAACAUUGUGACGACUUGAAGUGUGAUUAUUACUUCAGCUGUGAUUCAGCGGUGCGACUUACUAAUCCAAAAACUCUACAACUACUCAUUGAGCAGAACAGAUCUGUCAUUGCGCCACUCGUACGGCGAGAAGGCAAACUGUGGAGUAACUUCUGGGGUGACGUGAACCGUGAGGGUUAUUAUGCAAGAUCUGAGGAUUAUAUUGAAAUUGUCAAAGACCAAAAAGUGGGUGUGUGGAACGUAGCUUUCAUCUCCAGUAUUUAUCUGAUUCAUGGGAACAGGCUCCACGCUCCCCACACGCCCUCGUUUGAACGGGAUGACAUCGAUCCAGAUAUGGCAUUCUGCCAAGACUUACGAGAAAAGGGUAUCUUCAUGCACAUCACUAAUAGAGAAACAUUUGGCUACCUGGUUGUGACGGAGUAUUGCGAGACGGAACAUCUACACAAUGAUCUGUGGGAGAUCUGGAGUAACAGAAUGGAUUGGGAGCGCAAGUACAUUCAUCCAGGCUAUUACGAUGCAUUGGAUCCAGACACUGAGGUCAAACAGGCGUGUACUGAUGUUUACACAUUUCCAAUGUUCACAAAUUUGUUCACGGAUCAGCUGAUCGAGGAAAUGGAAUUCUUUGGACAGUGGUCCUCCGGUCAAAAUGAAGAUGAGAGAAUAGCGGGGGGUUAUGAGAACGUUCCGACACGUGACAUCCACAUGAGGCAAAUUGACUUCGAGAAACACUUCCUGUUCUUCCUGAGGGAGUUUAUUAAACCAAUCAGUGAAAAAGUCUACCCCGGCUACGACACCAGGUCCAAUGCCAUCAUGAACUUUGUUGUGCGCUACAGACCGGACGAGCAGCCACUCCUCAGACCUCAUCAUGAUUCCUCUACGUACACAAUCAAUGUUGCCCUUAACACAAGAGGAGUGGAUUACGAGGGAGGAGGCGCACGUUUCAUCCGCUACAACUGCAGCGUCAUCGGCCUGCCAAAGGGACAUCUUCUGUUGCACCCCGGUCGACUCACUCACUACCACGAGGGUCUCCGAACGACCAACGGAACCCGUUACAUUCUCGUGUCCUUCAUCGACCCCUGAGUAGGUCAGUCACCCUUGACCUUUGACACCCUGAAAUUGGACUUAAUGGUGCUAAAUCUGUUUUUUCUACUUCUCUGUAUGAGUCAGGUAUUUUUAUACUCGUAAGUCUCCCCUUCCCCCUUCCUCAAUCUGACUCUUGUUUUGUUCAGAAUUUCAAAAUGUGCCAAGAUUAAAUUAUGGAAAAAGUUUGCUGUAAAUACAAGGGAAUUCCCCAGUUUUGGUUUAAUUGUUCAUGCUAAUGUCAUAAACAUAAAUUUAAUUAUGUUAGGGCUUUUUUCCCUUGGAAUUGUUUCAAUUUUGAACUUUUUUAAAUUUUUAUUAGUGGCAAGAUACUUAAAGGUGUUUGAAGCUAGUUUUUCAGUUGAGUGAUUGUUAAGAUAAUUGAUAAGUUUUGUUGCUUUUAUUUGUUCUUUCCGCUGUGCCUGCCUUACUCCUACGUACUAGUUUGGGAAGCUGUUGGGAUGUCAAUUGUCGGGCUUUUGGGAUGUCAAGAUUGAUUUUCUUAACCCUUUAGAGACCCCAAGAGGCUUGACCUCGGCGUUCGCUAAGGGAUGCUACCAAGAUGCCCACAAGGCAUGGCUGCAGAAGACUGCUACAAAAAUACCUUUGUGGCAUAGUGGCCGCAAACGGCUGCUUGCUUCCAAAAUGCUCUUGUAGCCUUGGGGCCGCAGAGGGUUGACCAAAAUACCAACAAUGGUUACGGAUGGCUUCUACUAAAAUUCUCAUUAGACAUGGCGGCCCCUGAAAGGUGGCUGCUAUCAAAGUUUCUAUAUGGCAUGGCAGCCACAGGCGGCUAUUCCAAAGUGCCUAAAUGGCCAGUAAAACUCCUGAGUUGUAAUACCCAAGACGUUUCACAUCUACAAUAAGGAGGUGCAGACUACUCGCAUGCCAUUCUCGUCCGUUUUUAUUCCUGGAAAUUGCAGUUCUUAUAUUUAUUUGUUGAAAUAUUGUGGUAUGAAGUACACAGCACCUUUGUCUUAAAAUGGCAUCAUCUAACCACCUCACCUGCCAAGUUUAUUGUUGUUGUCUCUCGCUUAGGAAGGAGUUGUUUUUUUUACGCCCAGAAUUCCCAAAGUUCUCAGAAGUUUUGUUUCUUCAAAGUACUAACCUUUUGGGGUUACGCGUCUUUAAGAUAACCAGGUACUUCCCCUUCGAAGUACAUGCAUGUCAUUCUAAUCCUCUUAAAACAUUAAGAAGGGCGGAUUAACAAGAUGUUACCGGCACCUCACAACUGUUCGGAUCUUGGGCUAUUACGGGUUGACGGUUGCAGCAAGUACUCCUUGCAACCUCCUCUAUCGCUCUGCCAGCCCAGGCCGCAAGUCAACUCUGAUUCCAGGAUGGUCUGAUUAAACCAUCCAUCUUGAUGUGUCAGAAUACUCUUCUUACCCGCCCCCCUCGCUUCUCUGUCCCUGUUUGAAGAUGGUAGCCUCAAGUUUCCUGAACUAACUCUGACAGCGUCUGGUCUGAUCGAAGAUAUGUGUUUGUUUUGUUAUUCUACUUUCUUGUGUGUUCCAUUUUUUCUGAUUUGACAUCUUUGGAGAGUGUGGCGAUAAGGCUCUCGCUGCUUAUCUCGUUGAAACCAGAGCUCCCUGCUGAGUCGGUCCGACUUGGCUACUCAUGGCUCUGAUUGUUUGCCCCGUUCGUUGAAAUGUUCUCUGCUCACUGACUGUGACUGUUUGUUUUAGACUGUGAGUUAUGAUGACUCUUCACUUCAGUAUGGUGUAAUUGCUGCCCUUAACUCAUAGUUCUGAACAGCUGGACUGUCUUUAUUCUGGGAUGUGUAAGCUGGGGUCUCUUUCUUGCCGACUUUAACUUUCUGUGAAUGCAUCUGAAGAGUUGACAUUUUUGGUCUGCUAGUUUUCAUCUCAUAGUUAGACACAGCUAUAUUGUACACAGUCUUCAUACAUAACCCGUCUUAAUGCAUAGGUUUCCUUCCUGAAUCUUUAAUUUCAUGGUUUUGGUAAUAAAAAAUGUACACUGUGCACAUAACUGUUUGUAAAGUACAUGUAGGACAGCAAAACCACUGGAGGGUAUUUUGGCUUUGUACAUGUAUCUGCACCUUUACACACAAACUCCUGCAGGUAGAGAUGAUCUCAUAACCAACUGAAAAAUGUGU
Molecule: messenger RNA, 4410 nt
Organism: Asterias rubens (European starfish)
Lineage: Eukaryota; Metazoa; Echinodermata; Asteroidea; Forcipulatida; Asteriidae
Product: procollagen-lysine,2-oxoglutarate 5-dioxygenase 1-like
Exons: 19
Coding region: 75-2294 (739 amino acids)
Biological process (GO): peptidyl-lysine hydroxylation
Cellular component (GO): endoplasmic reticulum
Molecular function (GO): L-ascorbic acid binding; iron ion binding; procollagen-lysine 5-dioxygenase activity
Source: RefSeq, a predicted model, not a curated record